GACGUAAUAUUUCUCAUAAGCACUAAACACGCUUGCACAGCAGCCGACGUAACCGCUUGAAUGUCUGCAGCCUUUCGUCACUUUUUUAUGUUCAUUCAUUAAUACUGUAGUUGUACAGUGCAAAAAGUACUGCUAAUCCAUAAGCGUCACUCGGAAGUGCCAAGAUAAAAGUGCUUCAUCCUUGUCACACAUGUUAGUGCUCACAACAACAAUCGUUGGUUGGUUAAGUUCUCCUAGAGGUGAAGCAGAUAGAAGGAGAACAACAUGUGGCCCCGGCUCAUUUUAAGGCAAUUUGUCCAAAUUGGAUCAAGCAAGCUCCUUAAUACUCCAAAAGGGUGUAUCUGGCCGGUUUCUCAGCAAUGUUGGCUAAGCAGUAAAGUGGAUUCCGAACAGUGGGUCAAACUGAACUUUAACGCAGAGCAACCAUAUACGCUCACUGAACAGCAAGUAUUUGAAAUCACUAAAGGAGACCAAAAAAAGGAAUUGCAACUGAAGGAGCUCUUACUGAGGCUAUACAUAAGACAUGAACGGGGCACUGAGUUACCCGAUGCAGUCAAGCUGGAAAGUUUUGAAAUCAUGCUUAAGGCGGGCAGCAAUCAACUGACAAGAAUGCUCAAGUACUUAUUAAGGAACCGCAGGUCAGACCAAAAGCUAUUACUCCAGAAACAAGAAAAUAAACUGAAGUUGGAAGAAGUUAGAAAAGAGCGAUUGGAAACAGUAACAGAAUCAUCGUGGUUGGACUAUAGUGUAGCCCACAAUUGUUUGUUUCUGAAAAUAUAUCAGAGGUCUACAGCUGCUGCAUAUAAUAUAAAUGCACUAAGGGGGCUGCAGUUUGGUCAAAAGAUAAUAUUUGACUGCUCAAUGGAGUCAUACAUGUGGGAAAAGGAACUUAAAAACACUGGUACACAGAUACUGCUCUGUUAUGAUUUUGGUCGCAGGCAAAGGCGUCCCUUUUCCCUCCACCUUUGUAAUUUAGACUUUAAUGGAAGAUUAGUGCAUUAUCUCAGAACACAACGCCCUGAUUUUUUCGAUCUCCCUAUUAGCUUACAUGAAGAUUCUUACUUGAAUCUGUUUGACAGGCGGAAGUUGAUAUUUAUUGACCAACGUGCCUCUAAAAGGUAUGUUUAUGAUCCAGAAGACAUUUACAUCCUCCGUGCACUUGUAGACAGACCUAGAACUGCACCAGGAGUUGACAAAAAAGCUGCAAAAGAGAAGAUACGAUAUGCAUCUCUGCCUAUUGAUAAAGUUAUUCAGUGGAAACCUAAAGCACACAAACACCUCUGUUUGGAUCAGUAUCAUAACAUUCUCUUGGAUGUGAAGGUAUCUGGAAACUGGUCAAAAGCAGUGGAGGCCCACAUGCCCAAGUCAAGAUAUGAGUCUAUCCGAAGUUCAACUAGGAACAGACAAGAAGAAUGAAUCCCUUGACUAACAGUGGCUGUAAAUUCUAUUUAGCUAAAAUAUAUAAAAAUU
Messenger RNA from Thrips palmi, 1470 nucleotides. RefSeq names its product mitochondrial ribonuclease P protein 1 homolog. Lineage: Eukaryota; Metazoa; Arthropoda; Insecta; Thysanoptera; Thripidae. The coding region runs from base 265 to 1416 and encodes 383 amino acids. The record is from RefSeq and is a predicted model, not a curated record. Gene Ontology annotation, cellular component: nucleoplasm; nucleus; mitochondrion. The transcript has 4 exons. Gene Ontology annotation, biological process: mitochondrial tRNA 5'-end processing; positive regulation of mitochondrial translation. Gene Ontology annotation, molecular function: tRNA binding.